UUCGUCUCUCUCUUCAUCCUCGCCAGCCUUCAUCUUCCACCUGAAGCUGAUCUGGACACAAACACUAUUCUUCCUUUGAUGUCAGAGGGAGAAAGUCCUCUGCUUUUGCUCGCAUCUACCGCGGUUGUAGAGCGACUCUUCCUUUUUCGGCCAGGCCGCUUUAGGGCACGGCAGGGCGGAGAAGGAGCGACGCGGGGUUCGGUGCCGGAGCGGGUCUGCUGAGCUCUGGCAGCGGCUGCUUAAUGAAGGAAAGAGCCGCGGGCUGAUUACAGCACCGAGACAAGCUGCAGGAGGAAAUCCGAGGAGCUGAUUCUUUCUUUCAGAGUGAGCUGCACAGGAGCAUUCACCAUGUUUCUGUCCGUGUGUCUAAUAUGGACACAGCUGCUGCUCACAGAAUCAUCUUCCAAUGAGGCCUCACCUUUCCGCCACUCGGGUCGUUUCCCUCCAUCUCUGUAUGGUCAUCAGGAUGUGAACAAACUACCAGAGUCCCAGCACCACCUCCAUCAUCAUCGUCACCAUCAGCACCCUGCCAGAUUAGCCAAAGACCUACCUGAUGGUCUGUUUCCUCAGGAGCCCGCCGGCCAGCAAAGCCUUAACCUGCUGGCACGACCACAUCACGAGGUGCAGCCGGAGCAUGCCGCUAUCUCCGCACGACAUUUGGUUACUGUGUACCUGGCUGUGGAUGUGAGAAGGCUGAACGUCAGUCUUCUUCGGUGGUUUCGGGAGGGUGUAGCGGCGGCGCUGGGCGUUCCUGUGGGGCACGUCCACAUCAACCAGCUGAAUGAGAAGAAGAAUGGCAUCGAGCUGUUUGUGUCCUCCGAUAGGCUGGGGAUCUCCGAGCCCCGCCCCGCCGAGGAGGUCAUCCAAUCACUGAACGUCAGGGUGCUUCAUCGCCACCUGGGACACUUUGGCAUCACCGAGGUCUCCACUGAGAAAAACGUCCUUCAGGGCGAGCAGAGGGAUCACGUGUGGAGCAGAGAAGGCUUUUAUGCUGUCGUCCUCUUCUUCACUGUAUUCGUCAUCGUCAUCACCUGCUUGAUGGUUUUGUACCGACUGAAAGAGAAGGUGCAGGUUUCUGACAGACAGCUGAAAGCUCCACCCCCUGACCUCCAUCUAACCCCGACAGUACCUCCAGACCCCGCCCAGAGGUCAAAGGGCACCAAGGUGAUCACGUCAGGAAGCAUGGUCCAAGCUGAGCUCCUGCCUGCUGUAGCCACACCCAUUCCCCAGCAACAGCCAAUCGCAGCCUGCCAUCGCCUCGGUCCACCUGUCGUCCCUCUGCCAAGUCCCGCCCCCACACCUGUACCAAUUAUUGGUAGCAACAACCACACACCCCCACCCAGCGUGACCCCAGUUACAGCCAAUAACGAGCUGAAGCCCUGCCCCUCCCCCUUCAGGAUGAAACCAGCUGCAGGACUUCAAGAAAGACGUGGCUCUAAUGUCUCCCUGGUGUUGGACAUGUCUGCUCUCGGCGCUGUGGAGCCCCUUAACAUCGCCGUGGUAACCCCCAGGGAGGCAGCAGCCAGGGAGUACCUGCUGUCGGCCGGCCGGCCGCUCACCCGACAGCAGCUGCACGACAUCGUUAACAACACCCACAAGCUGCACGCCGAGUUCGCUGAAAUCCCAAUGAACUUCAUAGAUCCCAAGGAGCUGGAUAUUCCGAAUCAUGGGACCAAGAACAGAUAUAAGACCAUAUUGCCCAACCCUCAUUCCAGAGUGAUCCUUAAGUCAAAGAGCUCCAACGACCUGCUGAGCACCUACAUCAAUGCUAACUACAUACGGGGUUACUUGGGGGACGAUAAGGCGUACAUCGCCACUCAGGGUCCUAUGGUGAACACGGUGAAUGACUUCUGGCAAAUGGCCUGGCAAGAGGAAUCACCAGUUAUUGUCAUGAUAACCAAACUAAAGGAGAAGAACGAGAAGUGUGUUCUGUACUGGCCGGAGAAAAGAGGCAUCUACGGGAAGGUUGAAGUGUUGGUGAACAGCAUCAGAGAGUGCGAACACUACACCACUCGCAGCCUCACGCUCAAGUGUGGGAACCAAACCCGCUCUGUGCAGCAUUACUGGUACACAUCGUGGCCUGACCAUAAAACCCCGGUCUCAACACUGCCGCUGCUGCAGCUGAUGACUGACGUAGAGACGGACAGACAGGCCGCCACCACCGUGGGACCAGUCAUAGUCCACUGCAGUGCUGGGAUUGGGCGAACGGGAUGCUUCAUCGCCACGACGAUAGGCUGCCGGCAGCUACAGCUGGAAGGAGUGGUGGAUGUACUGGGCAUCACCUGCCAGCUCCGAGCCGACAGAGGAGGCAUGAUCCAGACAGGUGAGCAGUAUGAGUUUGUCCAUCAUGCCUUGAGCCUAUAUGAAGCCCGUCUAUGUGCAGAAACUGGCCAGUGAGGUUUAUCCACCUGACGAAGGUACAAGUUUAACCUGGAAGUGUGCUAAAACGGUCCUCUGCAGGUGUGAACUGUGGUUUGGGAAUUCUAAGUCUGGGAAAUUCUGGAGGAAGCCUUGGAAUUUGAUGGACAGCAUGGACAACCAAAAAGGACUGUUCUGGGAAGAAUCUGCUCAAGGAAAAAGGAAAGGCAAAUUAUUAAGAAUGGAAUGUAUCUUUUUAUCUUUUCUUUUUCAUCAAACUCUGUGGACCCGCCCACUUCACUUAACCAACCGAUUGUUGGAUCGAGUUUUAACUAACCAGACUCUCCCAUAAUGUCUCUUUUGUCAUAGAGACUUAAAAACUUCAAUUUACUGAAACUGAUGGUACAUUGUUCAAUAACACUGUUGUGUUUGUGUCUUCUAGCGUUUUCAUUAUUUUGUAAUGUGGUGUUUUUAUAAAAAUGGCUACUGAAAAAUGACUGUUAGCUGCACCAUUGGUUAAACUAUUCUAGUACUGUUGAACCAACAUUUACCUGUUUGUGACCUCAGCAUGCUGUUCAUUACUCUCUGAUUUAGUCACAGUGCACUUCCUACACUUAGGCUAAGACAAGGUUCAAAUGCUCCCUUUUUAACCUGUUAUUUAGUGGUGGGUUUUCUUUUCUUUUUUUUCAUAUUUUUUCACAAUCUCAUUGACUUAUUAAACUAUUGCACAUCAAACUUCUCAGAGAUGCCAAACGCACAAACUAGAUUGACAUCAAUAGGGCUAAUGCUAGGUUCAGAUACAUUAACAACUGACAUUGGUAGUUAUGUAAGCUAAUGGAUAGACGGCUAACAAAUAAAUUCUUUUAUCAACGGUUGCCCAUGGGGCAACAGCAACUUUUACAUUUUUGUUUCUGUAAGUUUCCCAGCUUUUGCUGAGGUCCCAAAUGGGGCUACCUUUAGCAACAUGCUAAAAGCUAACAAAGCAGAUUGAUGCUAAUCUUCCGCUAAGCUAUAGUUCUUGUAGUACAGCAAAGCAAUUAGUGGCUAAUUAUAGCUCCAGUAGUUUUAUUGCUUUAAUGUUGAUAAAUAUAUACUAACCACUUAACUCAUGCUAUAACUAGUAGUGCAUUAUCCUAAUACAGUAUUUUUGUUAAACCAAUUAAAUCUAAUAUUCUGCUGCUAAGCCAAGCUUGUAUAGUGAUGUUAACAGUUGUUUAUGUAAUAUUCUUCAAGUACAGCUCCUGAGAAGUUCUGGCAGCAAUGCCAAGUCUAGGUAAUAUGGUAGCUGUAACUUACAAUGCUAAAGAAAUAAUUAUUUUUCUUAAUCACCUUUAUGUUAACACUUAGAAAGACCAAUGAAUAAUACAUUAAAUAAAUAAAUAAACAAAUGAAAAUACAUAGGGAAAUGAAAAAUGGUGGCUUACAAGGUAUCUCACAAGAAGUGUUUUUAAUUGUUAAACUAAAAGUCAAAACUCAUAUAUUUGAUCUAUAAUUAAACCAGGUUGUAAUUGCUGAAGAGCACAGGGAGUGUAAAAAAAACAAAAAAACAUAUUUUAGCUUUGGCCCAGAAAUCCCCCCACUAUCCCCCCAGCAGUUUGCACCCUGCCUAAUUGAAGGGGAUUUGAUAUAGCUACUUCAAGCUCUAUAUUUUUAUUUAAGGUCUUUGGUAGCUUCGCAUGAUUCAUAGUUCAAAUGAACACAGAAGACUGUAGCAAAGGACAACAGAGGUCUUCUCUAAAAUGAGUGUUGCCAUUUUAGUUUGGCUUUCUAAUCCAGGGUCAAAAAAUACAAGCCAUUCCUGAUGCCACAAAUACGAAAUUAGUGCUGCUCGGUCUCAGAGUUUACACUCCAUCUAGUUCACCUUGUCUAGCAUUGACAUGUUCCCUGUUGUGUGAUAUAUUGCUUUAUACCAAAAAUGUGAAAUAUGGUGCAGUCAUCACAUCGAUGUGCUGUUGUAAAUUAUGUUAUCUAGUGAGUAUGUUAUUUUGGUGUAUCAAAGUAAUAAUAACUUUAUUUUUAUACAGUUUUUACAUGUUUUUGAUGUCUUUAGCAGUCCUCUGUCAACUGUAGCCAUUUGGGCUACAUAUCUCAUUAUCAUUAAAUGUUCGACAUGAAUUAAAAAUUGGCUUUUGGUCUGUUGGAGACAGAAAAUCCAAGCUUGACACAACCUCAAACCUUAGUUUUGUUUAAGCCUCUCUCUCAGUGUUGGAGCAGUAAUUUUUAAAUUUCCUUAAACCAAAUUACAGCUAAAGAGAUAAAGAAAAAGUAUCGACUUAUAUUUGUCAGCAAAUUAUUUUUUAAAGAACCAAUAGACUAACUACAUAUUUUUUUUUGAACAAAAUGUGAAACAAAAAUAACAAUAUUGAGACAUCUAUUUCAGUUUUCUGUUAGAGAUCAGAGGUUUCAACACUAAUGUCAGUAAUGAAGAACACUGGCAUUAUCAUCUAAUAUUCUCUCUGUGUGAAUGGGAAAACCAUGUACAGUACAUGUUAAAGUGCUAUUAAACCCAAUGUGGGCAGUUAUCUUUUCAAAGUAUACAUCACAAAAACACAAAUCUCGCUGCUAUAACUGGGAGCAUUGGGAUCAGACCGUUAAGGGGAAAUAAACAAGAGGAACUUUAAAGACUUUUUCUAUGUAACAAUAUAUUUUUAUUUACUUCUUUACUUAUGAUACAAUCAUGGGACUUCGGACCAGAGUCUCUUUGUCUGCACGUCCAACGUGCCUCCUGGGACCAUCAUCAACCCGCUGUUCACUUCAGCAAAUUCAGGAACUGGAUGACGAAUCCGGAUAUUUCAGUAGUGAUACAAUUUUCUCUGUUUGAACUGACUGAAGUGAAAGUGGGUUCAGCCCAGCCUCCAUGCCCUCUACAGCAGCGGGCACAACAACACACACUGCCUCUGACGUAGUAUUGUGUACAGUAGGAUGUGGUUCAUGUUCUGUACUUGUAUUGUUGUUGACUGUUGAUGGAGCUUAAAGGGACCCUAAAUAUUUAAAGAAUUAUCAUACUGUAAUCACAUCGUAUUGAAAACAAUCUAGAGUGCAUUUCAUUUUUUGACAUGAAAUUUACAGCUUCCAGGCUCUUAGUGUUUAUUGUAGGAAUUCAACUUUGUGCUGAAAAUCUUUAAAUUUACUUUUUUUUUUUUUUUUUUUUUUUAACUCAGAUACUAAUGUAUAGCCAUUUAGAGAAUGUUCUUCUUUCACUUCAUUAGAAACUACUGCAAGCUUAAAUUUUAAUUUCUUGACUCAGAAUGAAUACAGAAACUACAGAGUGAAGUUUGCAAAAGUCAUCGGCACUGGAUGAUUAUUCUGGCUCAUUCCAGGAAAUCAACAAUAGAAACUAUGAGCAUGUGGACCAAACAAAACUAAAACUUCCAAUCAUUUAAAAGUGCUAAGGUGUGUAUUUACAAUCUUAUACAGGAGUAUAGCAUUGUCUUGUACUUUGAAAUUUUAAACUUAAUAUAAAGCUAAAUCUUAAACACCUGAAAAGCUGUUUACCAUUUUCACAUGCAUAGUUAACUAUGUUGGCACAGAGACUAUUUUUGAAUCACUUUCAGCACAUUAAAAAUUAAGGUGGAUGCUUCUCAUCCAGCAUUGACAGCUGAGGUAAACAGUAGACAAACAGAUUACACAAUAGGGAAACUCUCCAAGCUGGAUCCAGUCCAGAGUCACUUUGUUAUCAGAGUACACUCUCUGCAGAUCAAUAGUGGCAAGAGUUUUUGAGGUGCUUCUGGGGUAAAAAUGAAAAAUACUGCAAAAUAUUUAAGUGACCAUAUCCAUUUGUAUUUAAUGUCUAUUAUUCAAUUAUUGAAAUAUAGUGUAUCCAAAAAGUAUUUUUACACAAACAGUUUUUGAAACAUGCCAGCUGCCCGCAGGUAUUAUGGGUUACAGUCUAAAUUUAAUCUGUUUAAACUCUUUUGGCUGACUAAAACUUGUUUGCCUUUUAACAGUCACUGUAGCUAAGAUUUUGCACUUGAUUGGUAGAGGUAAGAAAGCAGAACUCAGUGAACUGCUAUCUGCAGUCUAGUGGUGGAAAUUGUACACACUAUAACUUUAAAGUUUUAAAUCUUUCACUAGCCUUAUGUACGGAUCUGUUCUUUAGUGUAGAUCAGUGGUCCCCAACCUUUUUGCACCACGGACCGGUUUAUGUCUGACAAUAUUUUGACAGACCGGCCUUUAAGGUGUCGCCGAUAAAUGCAACAAAAUAAAACCAGUACCGGUACCAAAAAUAAAAAGAUUUAUUCAUAACACGCGUGAAAAGACCCAGGGAAACAGAGUUAAUGAUAAAAAAAUAACGAUAAAAAACGAUUUAAAAACGCUGAAAACCAUAAAUUACACACCCGAGCCUCAACUCUCGCGGCCCAGUACCAAACGACUCAUGGACCGCUCCCAGUCCAUGGCCCGGGGGUUGAGGACUGGCUGGUGUAGAUUAUACCUAAUUAAAAAAACUAGUCAUUUGCAAACAUUACCCUACUGAGGAAUUUUAGCUAAUGAAUAGUUUCUAGCCCAGUGGUUCAAAGCUGUUUUAAUUUAAAUCUUCGGUCUCUCUUGCACAUUGAUUCAUGUGGUAUUAACUUCUUUUCAUGAAUACAUGCAUUGGAAUACUACUUUCUUAAGCUUUACCAAUUCUGCUAUGAGUUGUACAUGUGCAUUUACUCAAAGAUCAUUUUUGAUUGUACAGUUAAAAAAAUAUAUAUAAAUAACAUUAAGGUCCCUUUAAACUUCUUUUGUGUGGGCAUUACAGAUCAGUCAGAGUACACUUGAUACUAAUUAGUGUAUGUACGGUCUAACUAUUAUACCUAUGAAACAUGGCUUUUUAAUGUAUUACUAACCAGCUUGAAUGUUGUAAUGGUUCAGAACAUUAGCCACUGAGUAGUGCUGUAACCUUGUUAUCUACUCUAUCUACAUAUAUAUAUCUAUAUUGUUACCUGUAACCUGAGGAUUAAAAACACUG
Molecule: messenger RNA, 7309 nt
Organism: Pelmatolapia mariae (spotted tilapia)
Lineage: Eukaryota; Metazoa; Chordata; Actinopteri; Cichliformes; Cichlidae
Product: receptor-type tyrosine-protein phosphatase R-like
Exons: 16
Coding region: 349-2397 (682 amino acids)
Biological process (GO): signal transduction; peptidyl-tyrosine dephosphorylation
Cellular component (GO): cell junction; cytosol; plasma membrane
Molecular function (GO): protein kinase binding; protein tyrosine phosphatase activity
Source: RefSeq, a predicted model, not a curated record